UUUAUGUGAUUAGCGAGACAGGUCAGCAUGCACUAAGUUUCCAUGGUUACGACUGUUUCCUGGAAACACCGGAUUUAUUCCCCACAGCGAUAAUAUUAUCAGUUCUGUUUGUAUUCUACAUGUACAGUUGAUUUUAACGAAAAUCACAAUCUGGGCUAUCAAGUUCGAUGAAUCCUGCAUCGCAAAUGAGCAUUCUGGAAAAUCGCAUCGAUUACGAAAGUCUUGAAGACGAGUUACACGAUGCCAUUAAGGCCGAUGCUUUGUACCAGCUGCAAAACGAUGCUAAAAUUCGAGCAGUAGAGCAAGGAGUCCCUACGUACGAUCAAUUUAAGGACAUGGUAAGUGCCGCGCAUUUAAAGCCCUUGGAACGUGGGGACAUGAAACCUAAGCUCGGAGUGCGUUGGAAUAGUGCCGCAUCUGGUACGAAUUCCAAUGCACGAUUUCCGUAUCCUUUUCUUCCACCAACGAUGUCAAUGUUCGAAAAAUCUCCGAACCCAUCUUCCAACAACGAGGUGAAUAACAUGAAGAUUGAAGACAUCGAGCCAAAAACGAUUGAAGAAUUUUUACGGUCGUGGAAAAAAAUAACUGACAGUAAAAGAAGAUUCCAAUACCUAAUGGUGAUAAGCCCAGACAAUUUUGUUGAAAUAUUUCGUCCAGAAAUUCCUCUGGGUCUUCUCGGUGAGAUAAUGGAUACUCUCUUGAAGAAUUUGACUGGAGAACACGAUGCUGAUACAGCUGCGAUCAAUGUGUUGACAGCACUCAGUUGUUGCAAUAGAUUUCAUUUGAGCAUUAGUUUCAUGACGGAAAAGGAAAAGGAUAUUUCUGAAGAAUUAUUUCGCCAGCUGCUCGCAGGCAGAACAACCGCAAACGUUGUGGCUAAAGAUAACGUUAUUUAUACGUUACAGAAACGGUACCAAGUUUAACUAGAUUGGUUGUGCAUUACUCAUCCGAUAAUCACUUUUACAUAAAGCAGUUUCUUCUUAGUAGCGAUUUUUAAACUUUUGUGUGUAGUCUUCGAGUUAAUAAGUGAACCAGAAAGAUUUCUGGAUGCACCGAGUACUUUGAGUUGAAUAAGUUAGUGGGUGAAAAAAAGAAGACUCAGAAGAUGCACGAGAAAGUAAGAAAGCCGUCGACUGAGAGUGAGGAUAAUCUGAAAAUAGCCAAUGCGCAAAAUGAUUUCCAGUAAAUACGGUGAUAGCUAAUUAUAAUUAUAAUUUUUUCACAUAUACAGCGUAAGAUUGAGGGUGUCGUUCUCGAUAUCGCUUUAAGAUUACCUAUUUUUAAACGAAGGCGCCGCAGAUCAUGCGCCGUACCUGGGCCACGUGAUAUUAUCAUACAGUGUUCAACAUGGCGGCCGAUAACAUACGACUAUUUUUUGAAUAUUACGACUUUUUUAGUAUUAGCUUAGUGUUGAAGUAGAUUUCUAAUGACUUUAUACUCUUAACAAGGGGUGAAUCCCACCGGAAAUUUCUGUCCCGUAUUCAGUGACAUCAUUUGAAACCUGAUUAAGGUACUGGCAGCUAGUUACAGCUGCAUGAACGGUGCAAAAUUAACCUUACAAUGUCAAAUGUGUGACAGUAACGCAUUUUCAAAAAUAAAUA
Messenger RNA from Athalia rosae (coleseed sawfly), 1601 nucleotides. RefSeq names its product coiled-coil domain-containing protein 103. Gene Ontology annotation, cellular component: outer dynein arm. The record is from RefSeq and is a predicted model, not a curated record. The coding region runs from base 168 to 923 and encodes 251 amino acids. The transcript has 3 exons. Gene Ontology annotation, biological process: inner dynein arm assembly; epithelial cilium movement involved in extracellular fluid movement; determination of left/right symmetry. NCBI's taxonomy places the organism in Eukaryota, Metazoa, Arthropoda, Insecta, Hymenoptera, Athaliidae.